Molecule: messenger RNA, 729 nt
Organism: Rhododendron vialii
Lineage: Eukaryota; Viridiplantae; Streptophyta; Magnoliopsida; Ericales; Ericaceae
Product: plastocyanin
Exons: 1
Coding region: 1-501 (166 amino acids)
Cellular component (GO): chloroplast thylakoid lumen
Molecular function (GO): copper ion binding
Source: RefSeq, a predicted model, not a curated record
AUGGCAACUGUUACCUCCUCUGCUAUCACCAUCCCAUCCCUCACCACCCUAAAAUCUUCUUCGAAACUCACCGCCACCGCCGCCAAGGUUCCGGCCGCGGCUUCGUUCCCGAAGUUCAGCAUCAAGGCUUCCCUCAAGCAAGUCGGCGCGGCGGUCGUCGCCACCGUGGCCGGCGCAGCGCUUGCCGGGAACGCGAUGGCCAUCGACGUCUUGCUCGGGAGCUCCGACGGCGGCUUGGUUUUCGAGCCCAGCAGCUUCUCGGUGGCCUCCGGCGAGAAGAUCGUGUUCAAGAACAAUGCGGGGUUCCCGCACAACGUGGUGUUCGACGAGGACGGGGUCCCGUCGGGCGUGGACGUGGGAAAGAUAUCGAUGAGUGAGGAGGAUUAUCUCAACGGGCCUGGGGAGGCUUACUCGGUGACCUUGACUGAGAAAGGUACUUACAGUUUCUACUGUGCGCCUCACCAGGGAGCUGGCAUGAUUGGGAAAGUGACCGUUAACUAGAGUAGUAGUAGUAGUAGUACAGUAUUCCCUUUGUAUUACUACGAUAAGUUUGAACCGAUUAUCCUAUUUCUCUGUUAAUUUCUUUCCUUUUUGGCUUUCCGGCCAUUUUCUUUCUUGAGCACUUCAAUGUAUCUGGUUUUCUUUGCCAUGUUCGGGAGUUCUUUAUGGAGACGUGAAUGUCACAUUGUAUUUGUUGGAUAUAACACUUGGUUGACAAAUUUGAAGCAA